UGUCAGCUUGAAAUAAUGACUGACACAGGAGGAGAGGGUGAUGAUGAUGAAGGCCAGUUUUUACGAAUGGGAGAUGAGGUGGUUUUGCAGAGCACCUUCACCUCCCAAGAGGAGCAUUUGAAGCUGUGUCUUGCMGCCGAAGGAUUUGGCAGCAGGCUUUGCAGGCUUGAACCCACUUCAAACUGCAAGAAUGUUCCACCAGACUUGUCUGUGUGUGGCUUCGUCCUGGCCCAGUGCCUCUCAGUUCGAGCCCUGCAGGAGAUGCUGGCCCACAGCGAGCGACUGGCAGCAGAGGUGGGAGCAGGAGUUAGCCAUCGCACUCUCCUAUAUGGCCAGGCAGUGUUGUUUCGGCACUCGUACAGCAGCAUGUAUCUCAGCUGCUUGCCUUCGUCUCAGUCUUCGCCUGACAAACUAGCGUUUGACGUUGGUCUGAGAGAGGAUGAAGCAGGAGAAACGUGUUGGUGGACGGUCCAUCCGGCCUCCAGGCAGAGGUCAGACGGUGAGAAGGUGCGUGUUGGAGAUGACCUCAUACUGGUCAGUGUGUCAUCUGAGAGAUAUCUGCAUCUGUCCUUUGGCACUAUAUCUGACAACAAAAGCUUGAGCGACAGUCUGAUUGUCAGUGCCGCCUUCCAGCAGACUCUUUGGAGUGUUGCUCCCAUCUGUUCUGGAGGUGCAGUUGCUCAAGGAUAUCUGAAGGGGGGUGAAACACUGCGAUUUCUCCACAGCCACAGUGAUGCAUGUUUGACUAUUUCUGCAGCAGAGCAGGGAGAGGAGCUUCAAAGAGUAAUUCAGUAUGAGAUAGGAUCAGUCUCCAGCUCUGCUCGCUCCCUCUGGAGGCUUGAAAUUCUCUGUGUUGCCUGGAGUGGUAAGCACGUGAGUUGGAGCGAGCCAUUUAGACUGUGUCAUGUGACUACUGGGAGGUACCUGGGUCUUACAGAAGAAAAGGGCCUGCAUCUGGUUGGUCGGGAUAAGGCUGACAUCAACACAACCUCCUUUUGCUUCAGGUCCUCAAAGGAGAAGCUUGACUCUGGUAAAACCCCUGAUGACAUGGGAAACCCAGAGAUCAAAUAUGGAGAUUCUGUUUGUUAUGUUCAGCAUUUAAACUCUGGGCUCUGGCUAACUUAUCAAGCUGCUGAUGCAAAGUGUCAUUUAGGAGCCGUUCAGAGGAAGGCCAUUUUGCACAGCGAGGGUCACAUGGAUGAUGGACUGACACUGUCCCGCUCUCAGAGAGAAGAAGCUCACACUGCUCGACUUAUCAGGAGCACGAACUCUCUGUUCAARCGUUUUAUAAGGAAAUUUGAUGUUUUCAGUCAAGAAGGAAACAAUCUGCCUGUGGAGACAGUUACACGUAGUCUUCAGGAUCUUAUCAAAUAUUUCCACCAUCCAUUGAAGGACCAAAGCCAAGAAGCCAAACACAAAACAAUAACUGCAUUAAAAAAACGCCAGAACAUGUUCCAAGAGGAGGGUGUGGUAGAUUUGGUCCUGGAUUGUAUUGACCAUCUACAACAAUAUGGUGGUGCUUCUCAUUCUGCUGAGGCUGCUCAAAGUGACACAGGAGGAUGGGAGGCCAUCAUUAACCGUUACUACGAACUACUAGCUGCUCUGAUCCGGGGAAAUCGUGUGAACUGUGCACAAUUCUCGAGUUCUGUGGAUUGGCUCAUUAGCAGGUUGGACCAGCUGGAGGCCURCUCUGGAGUUUUGGAAGUCCUUCACUGUGUUCUGGUGGAAAGUCCUGAAGCACUAAAUGUCAUUAAGGAUGGACAUAUUCAGGCUAUUAUCUCAUUCUUAGAGAAGCAUGGACACAACCAUAAGGUGCUGGAGGUGCUGAGCUCUCUGUGUGUGUGCCAUGGUGUGGCUGUGCGCUCCAAUCAGAACCUCAUCUGUGACAGCUUGCUACCAGACAGAGAUUUGCUACUUCAGACACGUUUGACUAAUCAGGUCACCAGCAUGAAGUCAAACAUCUUCGUGGAUGUGGGGGAGUCAUCAGCCCAACAUCGGAGGUGGUACUAUGAGCUGGUUGUGGAUCACGUGGACCCCUUCCUCACACCUGAACCGACACAUCUGCGUGUUGGCUGGGCCUUCACUAAAGGCUACCAGCCCAGGCCCACAGGAGGGGACAGCUGGGGGGGAAACGGGGUGGGAGAUGACCUCUACUCAUWUGGCUUUGAUGGACUACACCUUUGGUCAGGUUGUGUGGGCCGCAGAGUCAGCUCUCCCUUCCCACACCUGCUGAAAGAUAAUGAUGUGGUUAGCUGCUGYCUUGACCUGUCUGGUCCUUGCAUCUCUUUCCGGGUCAACGGUCUGCCYGUGCAGGGCAUGCUGGAGAACUUCAGUGCUAAUGGACUUCUUUAUCCUGUGGUCAGCUUCUCUGCUGGAGUCAAGGUUCGUUUUCUGUUUGGUGGACGACAUGGAGAGUUUCGCUUCCUGCCUCCAGCAGGAUAUGCUUCAUGCUCUGAAGCUCUGCUCCCAAAAGUCAAACUGAAGGUGGAGCCAUGUCAGAAAUACAUCUUAGAUCGUGGAGAAGGGAAAAAAGAGCUYAUUGGCCCCCUGGUGCCAAUCACUCCAGUUAUCUUCACCCCUUCACCUGUAGACACCAGCAAGAUUGUGCUGCCUCCACAACUUGAGUACAUCAGAGAAAAAAUGGCAGAACAUUUUCAUGAGCUCUGGCUGAAGGACAAGAUUGAUACUGGAUGGACAAAUGGACCAGUGAAAGAUGAAAGUAAACUACAUGAUCCUUGUCUGGUGGAGUUUUCCAAGCUCCCAGAGCAGGAGAGAAACCAGAACCUUCAAAUGGCUCAGGACACACUUAAGACUCUCCUUGCCUUUGGUUUCCACAUUGUUUUGAGAGACGUCCACGCAGAGGAGAGAGUCAAAUACAUGAGACUUCCCGCAAAGUAUGAGCUGCCCUGUGGCUACAGGCCUGCCCCAAUUGACUCAAACCAAGUUGCUCUCAGUUCAACAGAUGAGGAGGCGGUUGACUUGUUGGCAGAGAACGAACACAAUUUAUGGGCCAAAGAUCGAAUCAAACAGGGCUGGACCUAUGGAGCCCAGCAGGAUGGGAAAGCAAAGCGGAGCCCUCACCUUGUGCCUUGCCACCUUCUUGAUGAAAGAACAAGGAAAGCAGGGUUGGAGAGUGUAAAAGAGGCUGUCUGUACCCUGCUGGCRUUUGGUUACAGCCUGGAGCCCAUCAGCCAGGAAUGGACUGCCUUAUCAAAGCCUUGCCUCUUCUUYGCCGAGAAGAGCAGAGUGUUCAGACCAGAUAAAUCCUAUGCUGUGACCAGGGGGAAGUGGUAUUUUGAAUUUGAAGUACUGACAGCUGGGAAUAUGAGAGUGGGAUGGGCCCGACCAGGAUGUAGUCCAGAAAAAGAGCUUGGCUCAGACGACCAGGCAUAUGUCUUUGAUGGAUUUGAGGCUCAGUGGUACCAUCAGGGGGGYGAGCUCCUGGGACGUCCGUGGCUCCGAGGUGAUGUGGUGGGUUGCUUGGUGGACAUGGCUGACCGCACCAUGAUGGUCACGCUCAAUGGAGAGCUGCUCUUUAAUGACAGAGGAUCAGAGCUGGCUGCCAAGGAUUUUGAUAUCAGAGAUGGCUUGUUGCCUGUGGUCAGYAUUGGGGUGAACCAACUGGGACAGCUGAAUCUGGGCCGCCAAGUGGACUCUCUGCAGUAUUUUAAUGUGUGUGGCUUGCAAGAGGGCUUUAAACCCUUUGCCUUUAAUAUGGCUGGAGACACGGCUCUGUGGAUGAGUUGGACACAGCCUCAGUUUACUUCAAUCCAGCAUGAUGAUCACAGCUCACAGGUUACUAAAGUCAGGGGCUCAGCAGAUUCCUUAUCCAGCCUGAGGGUGUCUCAGCGGUUGCUGGCUCACCACGGUGGAGGGAGCGAGAYGGGUUUUUAUCGCCUCAGCAUGCCCAUUGAAUGUGCUGCUGUACUCCGAAGCCCUGCAGAGGCUGUGCUUCCAGUGGUGGCCAACACUUUACCUCCAAAUUCAGCGAGGAAAGAACCGGAGGACACCGACUCUGACUUUGAAGUUCUGAUGAAGUCAGCACAUAGCUUUGCUGGCUCAAGAGAUGAGCUUAACCACAAGGAUCAUAGCCAUGACAGAACAUCAAAACUGAAACAACGGUUUUUGCUCAAGAAGACAAAACCGGGCUUAGUUAGCAGUAACUCCUCUGCAAGGCUUCUUGAAGACGUCAUUGUUGAAAAAGACAGCUAUGAUCAUCUCAUACAGAGCUCCAGAUUUUACUAUUCAGUGAGGGUUCUUCCAGGCCAGGAGCCAUUCAACGUGUGGGUAGGAUGGGUGACCUCUGACUUCCAUCGGUACGACAUGACAUUCAACAGCGACAAUGUUGACACUGUGACUGUCACCCUCGGUGAUGAAAGUGGCAAAGUUCAGGACAGUGUGAAGCGAUGCAGCUGUUACAUGGUGUGUGCUGGGGAAGCCACAGGCCUGUCUCAAAGUCGACGGAGUGCAGGCCUUGAAAUUGGCUGUUUGAUAGACACAGCAACAGGGCUGCUCACCUUUACAUCCAAUGGCGUGGAAAUGUUGACUUUCUACCAAGUUGAGGCCGGUACCAAGUUGUUUCCUGCUGUUUUUGUCAAACCCACAACCAGUGACAUGUUUCAGUUUAAUUUGGAAAGUAUCAAGAAUGUGAUGCCGCUGUCGUCAGGUUUGCUUCGCAGUCAAAGAAGGAAUCCCAGUCCUCAGUGCCCUCCAAGGGUAAGGGUCCAGCAUCUUAGACCUGUUUCAUGGACCAGAGUACCAGACAGUGGAUUAAAGGUGCUGGUAGACCGACUUGAUGAGCACCAUGGUUGGAGAGUCCAAUGUUAUGAGCCCCAGCAAGUCUUGACUCUUCAGAUUCCUGAUGAAUGCAGGUCUGUUGACAUUUUGGAGCUGUCGGAACUAGAUGACCUCCUGACCUUUCACCAUAAUACCCUCCUCCUCUACUGCUCUUUAUGUGCCCUUGGCAACACCAGAGUUUGCCAUGCCCUCUGCAGUCACAUCGACCAGUCGCAGGUUCUUUAUGCCAUUCAGAAUCCUCACCUUCCUGGCCCGAUCCGCUCUGCAUUUUAUCAGCUGCUUAUUCAGGUUUACCUAAGCAGCUACACCACAACGUGUCUAAUGAUGAUCCAUGAGUACAUUGUUCCUAUGACCAGUCAGACCACACACAACUCUCUCUACCUCAGUCCUACUGRUGAUGGCCUCGAUGGGGAGAAUGGUCAGUUUGCAGAAGGCAUUCCCAGCACCAGUUGCAGCACAUCUCUUAAACCAAAGAUGCAUUUUUCAUCUCCCUGUUUUAUCAGGGGAAAUGGGAUGGAAGCAGAAGGUGCAGGUGAAAUGGCCUGCACUGACAGCCCAGAAAUCCCUCUGGACAUACUGAAGAAUCUGACAGUGGAAAUGUUGACUGCUGGAGUUUUGGCUGUGAAUCAAGCUGUGAGGGAUCCUGCUGGUGGCGAUGUUGAACAUCUACUUGUUCCUCUUUUAAAACUGUUGUACAAUCUUCUGGUCAUGGGCGUUGUUGGCGAUGAGGUUCUUGGGCUGAUUGACACAAACAUAUUCUCUUCAAAUGCUGAAACCCUUGAGGAUGAGAAAGAGGAAACUAUUGAUGAACAAGAAACAAAACAAAAUGACUUCCUUAAACAAGGACUUCUUCAGAUGAAGCUUCCAGAAGCUGUCAAACUUGAGCUCUGCCAUUUACUGUCCUACUUGUGUGAUUGCCAAGUGCGCCACAGAGUAGAAGCUGUGAUUGCUUUCUCAGACAACUUUGUGCAUCAGCUGCAAGAGAACCAACGUUGUCGCUACACUCAGGUCAUGCAGGCACUCAACAUGUCUGCAGCGCUCACUGCUCGCAAGACGAAGGAGUUCCGCCUACCUCCACAGGAGCAGAUCAACAUGCUGCUGAGCUUCAGAGAGGAYGAGCAGAAAGGGAACUGUCCGUGUCCAGCUGAAAUCCAACAGCUCCUGCAAGACUUCCAUCAUCUCCUCAACACACACUGCGGCACAGAACUCAACUCUGACUCAGAGGAUAAAGACACYGUUAAGAUGCCUUUGAAAGAUCAACUUGUCAGUUUUCUGACGGGACUCGUUGGACAUAAAACGACUUCCAGUGAAAUGAAGGCGUUUAAAUCACACAGUCCUAGGUCCCUCAAACAGCUGAUUUCUGAGACGAUGGUGUGCUGGACUCAAGAGAGUGAGAUAGCAGACUCUGAGCUGGUUAGGGCUAUCUUCUCAUUGCUGCACCACCAGUAUCAGGGCCUCAGGGGCCAAAUGGAGAAGCCUCUCUCAAAGGCUUAUGCUAUCAGCCACUCGUCAGUUGAGGAUGCUAUGGCACUCUUGACCUCCUUGGGUCAAAUUCGAUCUCUCCUGAGUGUCCGCAUGGGGAAGGAAGAAGAGAAGCUGAUGAUCAAAAGACUAGGAGAUAUAAUGAACAACAAAGUCUUUUACCAACACCCCAACUUAAUGAGGGCAUUGGGGAUGCAUGAGACUGUGAUGGAGGUGAUGGUCAAUGUUCUGGGAGAAGGAGAGUCAAAGGAGAUUACCUUUCCGAAGAUGGUGGCAAGCUGCUGUCGAUUCUUGUGUUAUUUUUGCCGCAUCAGUUGUCACAAUCAAGGGGCGCUUUUUGACCACCUCAGCUAUUUGUUAGAAAACAGCAGUGUUGGGCUAGCUUUACCAUCCAUGCGUGGCUCCACUCCUCUUGAUGUAGCAGCAGCCUCUGUAAUGGAUAAUUAUGAACUGGCUUUAACUCUGAGGGAACCCGACAUAGAGAAGGUGGUUCAGUACCUUGCUGGAUGUGGUCUCCAGAGCUGUUCACUGCUGGUGGCAAAAGGUUACGCUGAUAUUGGAUGGAACCCUGUGGAGGGCGAGCGUUAUCUGAAUUUUCUACGCUUUACCGUCUUUUGUAAUGGUGAGAGUGUGGAGGAGAAUGCCUAUGUGGUGUUGAGGUUGUUGAUUCGUCGGCCUGAAUGUUUUGGCCCUGCACUGAGAGGGGAUGGGGGAAAUGGACUUCUAGCAGCCAUGAAGGAAGCCAUCAGGAUCUCUGAGGACCCUUCAAUGGAUGGACCUUUCCCGAAUCCCAAAACACUAGAUGCUAUUCAGGGCAGUAAUGAUGACCGUAUUCACCUGGGACACGCCAUCAUGACCUUCUACUCAGCCCUUAUUGACUUGCUGGGGCGCUGCGCUCCAGAGAUGCAUUUAAUUCAAGGAGGCAAAGGAGAAGCCAUCCGCAUCAGGGCUAUUUUGAGAUCGCUCAUCCCUAUUCAGGAUCUUGAUGGAGUAAUCAGCAUCUCCUUUCAGCUCCCAUCAGUGUCUGAAGAUGGUUUGUUGGUUGAGCCAAUCCUGUCCACAGUGUUUUGCCCCGACCAUAAAGCAGCUAUGGUUUUAUUCCUGGAUCGCGUUUAUGGCAUWGAGGACCAAAACUUUCUUCUCCACCUUCUGGAAGUCGGCUUUCUGCCUGACCUUCAGGCUGCUGUCUCUCUUGACACCGCUGAGCUGGGAUCCACCGAUAUGGCCUUGGCCCUCAACAGAUACUUGUGUACUGCUGUUCUUCCCCUGCUCACCAAAUGUUUUGCCCUCUUCCACAAUUUAGAGGACAAUUUUCUCCUGGUUGACUCACUCAUUCAGGCUAUUUAUCAGCUCUCAAGAGCUCUCAGYUUGACCAAGGCUCAGAGAGACACURCUGAAGAYUGUUUGCUGGCUUUGUGCAGUAAACUCCAGCCAUCUAUGAUGCAGCCGCUCCUUCACCAGCUUGUCUUUGAUGUUCUCCAUCUCUCAGACCACAACAAAAUGCCACUAAAACUCUUGACCAGUCAUUAUGAGCAGAGGUGGAAGUAUUACUCCCAUGCUGGCAGGGGGGAUGACCAAAGUUUGGCCUCUGAAGAAGAGCUCCACCUUUCUAGAAAGUUAUUCUGGGGUGUUUUUAAGGCAUUAGCAAAGAAGCCAUACRUUCCUGAGUUCUUCAAGUUGUGCGUACAAUGCCUUGUCGCAGUUGCUAAAGCAUUCCCUCCGGAACACACGGAGUCUGGCUGUCUGUCUCAAAGGGACAGAAAAACGUCAGUGGACACAAAUGGACACUUUGACCCCCAGCCUGUAAAUACAUCCAAUGUUUCUGUGCCUGAGGGACUGGAAUUUGUAGUGAACAAGUACGCAGAGCACACUCAUGAAAAGUGGUCUCUUGACAAGUUUGCCAACGGCUGGGUUCACGGGGAGCAGCUAUGCGAGAACUCCAAAGUUCACCCGCUCCUGAAGCCGUACAGAGCUCUGGCUGAGAAGGAAAAGGAGGCGUAUCGCUGGGCCAUCAAAGAGACAGUAAAGACUAUGUUAGCCUUUGGUUGGACCAUAGAAAGGACCAAAGAAGGAGAAGCAUUUGCCAUGCAGGCCUGUGCUCGCCGACUCUCGCAGUCUGGUCAGCUGUCCUUUCAAGGAGCAUCAACUUUUAGCCCCAAACCUUUGGACAUGAGCUGUAUCACAUUGUCAUGGGACCAAUGUACCAUGGCUGAACAGUUGGCUGAGAACUACCACAACAUCUGGGCUAAAACAAAGAAAUCAGAACUUGAGAGUAAAGGGGGUGGAGGCCAUUCAAUGCUCGUACCCUACGAUGCCCUGACUGCCAAGGAGAAAACCGAGUUCAGAGAAAAAGCCCAGGAUAUACUCAAGUUUCUUCUGCUUAACGGUUACACAAUGUGGAGGGAUCGAAAGACAACUGAAACUGACUUUCCAGCCAAAGGCAACAGCUUUGGAUACACCUUCCUUCAGCGAAUGUUAUUUCACACCGAGGAGACCCAAGAGAUCAUGUUAAAACUUGAGGUGAUUCAAGCCAGACGACAGAUAUCUGAAGGAGAGAGAGCAGACAUUCAACCAAUAAUCUUUUUUCAGAAGGUUGUCCUUCCUGUUUUGGAACAAUAUGUCAAAAGCCAUCGUCUGUAUUUCCUGUCUACCUCUCUCCGCUCAAGUGAUAAUAGAAGUCGUGCCUCAAAAAAAGAAAAGGAGAUGAUUGUUUGCCUCUUUUGUAAGCUUGCAGCUUUGGUAAGACAUCGGAUCUCAUUAAUUGGAAACGGAGCCUCCGACGUUAAAAGCUGCCUCUGCGUUCUGACUCAGGCUCUUGAUGCCAGAACAUUAUCAUCAGCCUCAGAGUCUAUCCAGWCUUGUCUGAAUUCAUUCUUUGAUGCAGCUGCAGCUGAUUUGGAGAUGACUGUGGAAGAGGUCUCAGAAACUUUAUGUCAGAGUCGAGGCCAGUUGACUCGAGGAGCGGCCAAGUUUCUCAACUACACAACCUCCAUUCUUUUACCUAUGCUCACUUCUUUCUUCCAUCAUCUCAGUAGUCAAACCCAUGGAGUGGACCUUCUAGUUGGCAGAACCCAGGUGUCCUGUUACAGGAUCUUGAACAGCCUUUACUCUCUUGGAACCAGUAGCAGCAUCUCGAUGAAGGGACACAGGUCAGCAGUUGGUGCAUGCCUGGCAGCCCUUACUGGGGCUUUUCCCAUCUGCUUCCUGGAGCCAUCUCUAAACCAUAAUAAUCCAUAUUCCAUCUAUAAUAYCAUGAGUGCGUCUCAGAUAAAAGAUCUUGGACUGCCAGAUCAGGUUGCAGAAGUAUGUCAUCUCCUGCCCUGUUUGGAAGAGGCUCUGAAAGAGGUGGAAGAGUUGGCUGGUGUUGGUGCAGGAGCUCAUCAGACCCCCUAUGWCCAUGUUGCAGAGGUCACUGUGCCCAUGUUGUGCAGCUACAUUGCUCAUUGGUGGCAUUGGGGCCCUGAGGGUCAGCCCGACAGGCCAGUCUUCACCACAGUCAUUCCUCAGCAUGCYAGUGACCUCAUUGGCCACAUCCUCCGCAUCACCCACAAUCAUGUGGGUGUUAACCAGGGUGACUGGAUGAAACAAAUUGCAGUUUUUUCACAGCCAAUCAUAUGCAAAGCUCGCUCUGAGCUGUUGAAGAGUCACUUCCUGCCAUUGAUGGAGAAGUUAAGGAAGAGGACAGAAUGYGUUCUGUUAGAGGAGGAACAGCUUAAGGCAGAAGGAUGUUGUAUUUCUGAGGCAGAGCUGCAAAUAGAGGAAACAUACAGAAUCCUGGUGCGAGACCUCUAUGCCUUUUAUCCUCUCCUCAUCCAGUUUGUUGAUUUGAAUCGAGCCAGAUGGUUGAAAAAGCCAAUCCCUGAGGCUGAGCAGCUGUUCAGGAUGGUGGCAGAGGUCUUUAUAUACUGGGGCAAAUCUCAUCACUUCAAAUGGGAGGAGCAGAACUAUGUGGUCCAAAAUGAUAUUAACAACUUGGCAUUCUUGAUCUACAAUGACAAAAUGUCAGAGUUUAACCAUGACAAAAGGAGGAUGAAGACAAAAGGGGAUCACUAUUCUGUGCACACUUCUCUCAUUGUGGCUGCCAUGAAGAGGCUGGUUCCUUUGGGACUCAGGGCUUGUUUUCCAGGCGACCAGAACCUUAUCAUGUUGGCUAAGAACGGCUUCUUUCAGAAAAACACUGAAGAUGAGAUUCGAGAGCAUAUUUUCAACAACCUUUUACAUUCUCAGGUUCAGGCAUCAAACARCGACAGGCAGGAGAUUCUUAAUGCUCAACACCAAACACAGCUCGGGGCUCUCUCUGACACACAAAGGACUGUGGACAGGAUUCUAGAAAUAGCUCAGGCCCUUUAUUACCUGGAUCAGGUGGAACACCCACAAAGAAGUAAAAAGCCGGCAUGGUCCAAAGUGUUAUCUAAACAGAGAAAACAUGCAGUGGUGGCCUGCCUAAGGAUGACUCCACUCUACAACUUACCUCGUCAUCGAGCAGUCAACCUGUUCCUCCAAGGCUACACUAAGUUCUGGAUUUCCUCUGAAACUCACAACUUUGAAGAGAUGCUUGUGGAGAAUUUAGCUAGGGGAGGAGUGAUAAACGUGUGCRGAGGUGACAAAGGGGAGGUAAAGGAUGUGGAAGAAGGUGCCAAGCUGAUCGAUCCACUUCUACAACUCAUUACACUCUUCAGUCGAAAUGCUCUAACUGGAAGCAGUAAGCAUGAAAAUGACAGCCUUUACAAGUCCUAUGCUGUUAUUAUGGCCAAGAGCUGCUGUACGGAAGAUGAUGAUGAUGAUGAUGAUGAUGAUGAUGAAGGCGAGGAGGUCGAAAGCUUUGAAGUGAAGGAGAUGCAGAAACAGAAGCUGCGGUACCAGCAGGCCAGGCUGCAUGGUCGAGGAGCGGCUGAGAUGGUCCUGCAAACCAUAAGUGCCAGCAAAGGCACCAUGAGCUCCAUGAUUGCCCCCACUCUGAAACUUGGUAUUGCUAUUCUCAACGGAGGRAAUGUCACAGUUCAGCAGAAAAUGCUGGAUUAUCUAAGAGAGAAGCGGGAUGUUGGCUUUUUUCAGAGCAUGGCUGGGCUCAUGCAGGCAUGUAGUGUGUUGGAUCUGAAUGCAUUUGAGAGGCAGAACAAAGCAGAAGGAUUAGGCAUGGCCACGGAUGAGAGCUCAGAGAAAGUAAUGCCAGACAAAGACCUGACUUGUGAUCUAUUCCGUUUCCUGCAGCUGCUCUGUGAAGGACAUAACUCUGAUUUCCAAAAUUAUUUAAGAACCCAAACAGGAAACAACACCACUGUCAACAUCAUUAUUUCAACUGUCGACUUUUUGCUAAGGGUGCAGGAGUCAAUCAGUGACUUCUACUGGUACUACUCAGGAAAGGAUGUGAUUGAUCCGCUCGGUCAACACAACUUCUCCAAGGCCAUUGAAGUAGCCAAGCAGGUCUUCAACACCCUUACAGAGUACAUCCAGGGCCCAUGCACAGGGAAUCAACGAAGUCUAGCCUAUAGCCGUCUCUGGGAUGCUGUGGUGGGAUUCCUCCAUGUCUUUGCUCAGAUGCAGAUGAAACUCUCUCAGGAUUCAAAGCAAAUCAAACUUUUGAAGGAGCUCAUGGACUUGCAGAAGGACAUGGUUGUGUUCCUGCUUUCCAUGUUAGAAGGCAACAUUAUCAAUGGAACAAUUGGAAAGCAGAUGGUGGAUAUGUUGGUGGAAUCAUCAGGAAAUGUGGAGAUGAUUCUCAAGUUUUUUGACAUGUUCCUCAAACUGAAAGACCUCACAUCCUCAGAAGGCUUCAGAGAGUAUGACCCUGAUUGUAUGGGCAACAUAUGCAAGAAAGACCUCCAGAAAGCCAUGGAAACCUGUAAACGUUUCUCCCAGACUGAGAUCCACUUCCUGCUCUCUUGUGUGGAGACAAAUGAUGGUCAAACUGUGGAAUACGAGACCUUUGUAGAUCGCUUCCAUGAGCCGGCAAAAGACAUCGGCUUCAGUAUCGCCGUGCUUCUCACCAAUUUGUCUGAACACAUGCCCAAAGAUUCUAGACUGAAGACAUUCAUGGAAUUAGCAGAUUGUGUAUUGACUUACUUCCAGCCCAGWCUUGGACGCAUUGAGAUCCUUGGCAGUGGGAAGCGCUUUGAACGUGUGUACUUUGAGAUCAGUGAAUACAAUCGCACACAGUGGGAGAAACCACAGGUCAAAGAGUCCAAGCGRCAGUUUGUUUUUGAUGUGGUCAAUAAGGGAGGAGAAAAGGAGAAAAUGGAAAUGUUUGUCAAUUUCUGUGAAGACACCAUCUUUGAGAUGCAGCUUGCAGACCAGAUUUCUGGCUCCAACACUGGAGAGAAGUGUGCUGGAAAACAAGAGGAYGAAGAGGCUAAAGAUAAUUCUGCAAACAACAAGGGAACAUGUUUUAUUUAUAAUUUGUGGAUGUUGCCAGUGUGUCUACUGUCUGUGAAAAACCUUAGGACACUGAUGAAAAUGACUUUGAAAGAUAUCUUUACAACAUUACUUUUACUUCUGAGGCUGAUUUGCAUGGCUCAGGUCCGGAGCAUUUAUGCUGUCAUUCACAGCGUCAUGUAUGUACUGUAUGUAAUCUUUUUCAGYGGCAGGCUCAUAGAGAGAGUGAAAAGGAUGAGGUUGUCUGACUUGCUGGGUGGUAUCCUUGAACCCACUCUUGAUGAGGUCAUGGAGGUGCCAAGCAGUGUAGAUAGACUGAGAAAGUACUCUGCUAGCUUCUCAUCCCAGACAGAUUUGAAGGUGAUUGGGCAGAUGGCAUCUGUGACAUUUCCCAGAGAGGUGGAUGUGUUGUCAGACAUAUUUGGUCUCAAACUGACAAAGGAGGGAGGUCAGUACCGACUGGUAACUCAGGAUCUCACUGACAGUCUGACGGAUUUGUUCAACACAUCCACAGCAAAAYCCAACUCUGACGCAUCAGAACACCAGGAAGUGCUGAAACAUCACUUGGACUCAGGAGGACCAGACAAUGACCAAAUAUCAGAGUUUCAAAAUACAAAGGAGAAAACUGAGAAGAAAACUGGGAAUAUGAAAGAAAAGGUGAAACGGAGAACCAAGAGAAGACCAAACAAGCAAAAGAGACAACAGAGCCAACAAUCUGCUCUCUGGGAAAUGAUAAGCUUCCACAACAAGAGUCUUCUGAACUACUUUGCAAGGAAUUUUUACAACAUGCGUUUGCUGGCUCUAUUUGUUGCUUUUGCAAUCAACUUCAUCCUUCUGUUUUUUAAGGUCACAUCCUCACCCAUAUCCAAAGAAGAGGAAAUAUUGGCCUCAUCUAUAAACAGGGAGGAACUGGACUCUCCUAUAAAACACGACAACAGUAGCAGAGUUUAUUUUGUGCUGGAAGAAACCACUGGUUACAUGGAGCCAUCUCUCCAUUUCCUUGCUGUUGCACACACAAUCAUCUCUUUCUGCUGUAUUAUUGGUUACUACUGCCUCAAGGUACCAUUAGUGAUCUUCAAACGUGAGAAAGAGGUGGCACGCAGAUUGGAGUUUGACGGAUUGUAUGUGACACAGCAGCCUCCUGAGGAAGACGUUAAAGGRCAGUGGGACAGACUGGUCAUUAAUACACCAUCAUUUCCUAGUAAUUACUGGGAUAAAUUUGUGAAAAGAAAGGUGAUGGAUAAAUAUGGCGACUUUUAUGGCAGUAAGAAGAUCAAUGAACUGUUGGGUCUGGACCGAGCUGCUUUGGACUUCAGCUCUGAAAGAACAGAGAACAAGAGGCUCAGGAGAGACACAAACUGGAGUGCUCUAUUUAACUCCGUUGACGUAAAGUACCAGGUGUGGAAACUAGGUGUUGUGUUCACAGAUAAUUCCUUUUUAUACUUGGCAUGGUACAUGACCAUGUCAGUUCUGGGUCAUUAUAACAACUUCUUUUUUGCUGCCCAUCUUUUGGAUAUUGCUAUGGGCUUUAAGACACUUCGUACCAUUCUUUCCUCCGUCACACACAAUGGAAAACAGUUGGUGCUGACUCUGGGUCUGUUGGCAGUUGUGGUGUACCUGUACACCGUUGUAGCCUUUAUUUUCUUCAGGAAGUUUUACAAGAAGAGCAAAGACAAGGAAACCGAAGACAUGAAGUGCAACGACAUGCUAACAUGUUACAUGUUUCACAUGUAUGUGGGAGUGCGUGCUGGCGGUGGCAUCGGUGAUGAGAUCGCAGAUCCUGCUGGAGAUGAGUUUGAGGUGGAACGAAUCAUCUUUGACAUAACGUUUUUCUUUUUUGUCAUUGUAAUCCUCCUGGCCAUCAUUCAGGGCUUAAUAAUUGAUGCCUUCGGAGAGCUUCGAGACCAGCAGGAACAGGUGAAAGAGGACAUGGAGACCAAGUGUUUUAUAUGUGGAAUAGGAAGUGAGUACUUCGAUAACAUCCCKCAUGGUUUUGAGACUCACACUCUGCAGGAGCACAAUAUGGCCAACUACCUAUUUUUCCUGAUGUAUCUCAUUAACAAGGAUGAAACCGAACACACUGGGCAGGAAUCCUAUGUGUGGAAAAUGUACCAGGAGCGUUGCUGGGAAUUCUUUCCUGUGGGAGACUGUUUCCGUAAGCAGUAUGAGGAUCAACUGGGAUGAAAAGGAAUCCAUGAGGUCAAAUGCCUCCCAAGAUAGUGUUAUUACACAGAAGCUGCGUUGAUUGUUGCCUUUGGACUCGCUAAAUUACCUUAAAAAUGUGUGUUUACAUUAAUCUUCUGUUUGGUUUUGGAGUGAUUAGUUUUCUGUUAAAACAACGAUCUGACACUGUAUAAAUACGUUUUAAUCAAAUGAUUUACAACCACGUUUUCAUGAUCUAAAACAAUGUAUAGAGUUUUAGUUGCUUGUUUUGUUGUCUUGAGAGUGGAAAGCAAUUAAUUUUAGCGGUUUAGGUCCACAGAUGUAUUCAGAGCAUUGUGAUAUUUAUCUCCCACUAGAACUGAUAAUCCACAUUCAGGUUCAAGGAUUUUUGCUAUCCUGAUACGUUGCAUCUUUUCAGAAUAAACUGUUCUGUCUUCCUUGC
Austrofundulus limnaeus is the source of this 15256-nucleotide messenger RNA. RefSeq names its product ryanodine receptor 2b (cardiac) (gene ryr2b). Bases 16 to 14835 code for a protein of 4939 amino acids. The transcript is spliced from 104 exons. Gene Ontology annotation, cellular component: Z disc; sarcolemma; sarcoplasmic reticulum membrane. The record is from RefSeq and is a predicted model, not a curated record. Gene Ontology annotation, molecular function: ryanodine-sensitive calcium-release channel activity; protein binding. NCBI's taxonomy places the organism in Eukaryota, Metazoa, Chordata, Actinopteri, Cyprinodontiformes, Rivulidae. Gene Ontology annotation, biological process: intracellular calcium ion homeostasis; release of sequestered calcium ion into cytosol by sarcoplasmic reticulum; striated muscle contraction.